Molecule: messenger RNA, 3657 nt
Organism: Dendroctonus ponderosae (mountain pine beetle)
Lineage: Eukaryota; Metazoa; Arthropoda; Insecta; Coleoptera; Curculionidae
Exons: 5
Coding region: 2097-3581 (494 amino acids)
Source: RefSeq, a predicted model, not a curated record
ACUGAUUUCAUAAUCGCCAGAGGCGCUACAGACCAUAAAGAGCUACAGAUUAAAUCAUAAAAUAACCCACUGUAGGAAAAUAUUCUGUGGAUGAAUGCGAUAACGCAAGUCAAAUGUCAAAUAAUUCUUCCCCAUUGUUGUUUAUGGGUUUGUCAUGGGAUGGGGGUCUCACUCAAAUAGUCAAGGCCAGACCAAGAUUUUGCUUGUCGUUAGCGCCACCUAGGCCUUGCUUACGAGUCAACUUACUCAUAAAUGAACGGAAGAUCCCCGAGGGGGUGCCACGGCGACGUUUACAGCGUGGGUGCUGAUUUCAAAUACGCUGAUUUGCAUUUUUUGCGAAGCGUCUUUACCGCCAUCAGAGAAAGGCAUUAUUUCCUACCCAAGUUUUUUGCCCUCUGCGACUAAUAGUUUAUUAAAAAAUGAGUUUAAGAUCUUGUUGUGUGCCUCAGUGUUAUGAUAUGUGUUCUAAACGGUAAGCUUUCGUAUUACUAGAAUUAUUUACAUAUUGAUUCCUGGAGGACGCCAACAUGGUGCAUAGCCUCGUACAUUUUUCGUAUUCAAAUUACAACACAAUAAAAGCACAAUAUUUUCAGGUGUUCACUUCCUAGAAAUGAGAAGCUGAGAAGCAUUUGGAUGAGGCGGGCUGGAUGUGAGCAUCUAUUGAAAAAAUUUAAACUUCGUAGUGGAUUUAUGUGCUCUAGACAUUUUCACGAUGCGUGUUUCAAAGCAAACGGGAGACUAUUACUAAAUUGUCUCCCAACAAAAUACCUCCCAGGUAUGUUUAAAUAAGACUAGCCUAUGUCUUAAUUGUUUUAAAGAUUACUACAUAAAUUAUUCACCCUACAUACUACAUAUAUUUCGAAGGUUUCCAAGCUAUUCUCUAUGGAAGUUUCACAACUUCCAUAGAGAAUAGCUUCUAUCGAGAGAGUAUACCAUCGGCUAAGGGAUGUGUAACUCCCGAGAAAAAUCAAGAUGGUAUUCGUAUGGUAGAGUCGAACACGAUUUUAACCCAUACGAGUCCGUUGGAGUCCGUCAUUAAGCCAGCCAAGGUAUAUCCUGGCAAAAGACGCUUGGUGCAACCAAUAGUCGAACUGGGCGAUAUUCCUGGACCAUCGCAUGAAUAUGUUCAUGUGACAUCAAAUAUCGCCACAGUUCCGGUUUUAGGCUCAAAGGACACUCUUUCCAAGGGGAGCAGGGGAGGAUCAGCACCUGAAUUGUGCACCCUGAAAAAAUUUAAAGAUGAUAUUCUUCCCGGUGACCGCCCUUUUACAGCUGUCACCAGUAAGAUUGCUGCAAGUGCCACAGUUUCGAGUGUAAGGAGAGUGACUUUGAAAGUAGUGAAAAUUACAGAGGUGUUGCAAGGUGACAGCAGAAGCAUUUGUCACCUCGCAACAAAAUUUUGUAUGAGGGCGUAAAAAAAUUGAAGAAGUUGGUCCAUCGCCAAGAGGUGAGGAACAAAAAGUUAAAAUCUGACCUUAAAAAAUCGCAGUCCGCCCUUUUGCAAAAUUUUAAAAAUGUGAAUGAGUACACAAGAAAUUUUAUUUUGUCCCAAAAUAAAAAUCAAAAGUUGAAACCGCGCGGUAGACGGUUUUCACUUGAGGAUAAAAUUUUUGCUUUGUCAAUAUUCAAGCAAAGCGGAAAGGAUUACCGAUUCUUGUCUAAAAUGUUUAGUUUACCUUCUCGUAAAACGCUUGUAAAGGUUCUACAACAUAUACCUUUUCAUACUGGACUUAAUAACCAUAUGUUCCAGCAUUUAAAGGUACGAGUGAGUAAACUACCAUUGUUAGACAGGCAUUGUGUGCUCAUGUUUGACGAAAUCGCGUUGCAACUUGGUCUUCAAUAUAAUUAUAAACUGGACUGUGUAGAUGAAUUUGUAGAUCUGGGUGGAGCGGAUCGCAGACCGAAAUUUGCAGAUCAUGCAUUAGUUUUUCUUUUAAAGGGCGUUCGCAAAAAGUGGAAGCAACCAAUUUGUUUCACUUUUUGCGAAGGCACGACGCAAACUGCAGAUUUAAUUAAUUUAAUUAAAUCUGUAGUUCGCAAGGUUCGUGAAACAGGUUUGUCAAUAGUGACAACUGUUUCCGACCAAGGAGCGACUAAUGCAGCGGCAAUUAGGUCGCUUAUUAGAUACACAGCGCCAGUGUAUAAGGAAAGCUGUUGAUAAUCGAUACCAGGGUUAUCUCGUUGACAAAGUGGAGAUCGUUCAUUUAUAUGAUGUUCCUCACCUUUUUAAAGGCUUUAAGAACGGAUUAUUAAAGGCCGAUCUCCAUUUCGUUCAAGACGGGGUCCGCAAAGUUGCGUCUUGGGACCAUUUGGUACAGUUGUAUCGGAUAGACAGCAAUAUGGCACGCUUUUCUUUAAUUUGCAAGCUAACGGAUGAACAUGUGUUGGCAAGCAAAUUAAAGAAAAUGAGUGUCAAACAUUGCACGCAAGUGUUCAGCAGAACUGUGGCAUCUGCCAUGAAGGUCAGGGCUGAAAUGAGUGUUGAUUUGAACCAGUCUUCGGCUCACUAUUUAGAUCCUAAGGCAACCGAAACGGCUGACCUCUUUUUGUUCCUGGAUGAACUGUUUGACAGCUUGAACGGAAGCCAGAUUGCAGUUCAUCCUGGAAAGCCAAUGAGGAGUGUGGUGACACAAAAGUCUAAUCAUGUCUCGUUUUGGGUGUCCGUUGCCCUUCCCCUGUUAAAGUCUAUGUCAUUUUCCAACUCCACUGUCACUCCAUCCAUUAAACACCUUGUUUUUACGUUGCGUGGCUUCUUAUACAUCUGGAAUGAUCUAAGGGGCAAAAACUUUAAGUAUAUUGCCCCUAGAUCAUUCAACCAAGAUCCGGUCGAAAAUUUCUUCAGUUGUAUAAGAAGCCAUGGUGCGAGAAACACCCGUCCUAAUUGUUCCGCAUUUAUGUCUUCCGCCAAAUCCCUCCUUAUAGAUGGUUUUGUGUCAUCACAUUGUCUUGGGGCAAAUUGUGAGCCGGACGAAUCAACAGGAAUUUUAGCAAAUUUGAAAUCUUUUGUUGAGACCCGCAGCGCGCCACUUUCUGCAGAACAUUUGCGAGUUCCGGUGGCAACUUACUCAACACCGGAAGGCCUUGUUUGCAACAAUCCCCACGAUUUCGCCACUCCGUAUGUUGCUGGGGUUGUUGCAAGAAAAAUUUUAUCCCAAGUGGAAUGCAACAACUGUCGCAAAAUAAUAGAGUCGUUGGAAGAUGACCCUCAUAAUAUACUCAUAAAACAUCGCGAGUAUAUUAUGAGGGAGAGACAUCUGAUGUAUCCGUCCACUACAUUUUUUAUAGCCUAUAGACAUAUAGCUAAUGUUAUUUUCUUCCUGCUUCCUAAAUUCAUAACAGCUUAUGGAAUCAGGAAGAAAAUUAUUGAUCAUUUGCGCACAGAAGAGGAUAUUGGGUAUGUAUUCUGUGCUGAACAUGAAGCGAAUACAUACCUAAUGUACAAAGUGUGCACAAAUGUCAUUCUAUUUGGCUAUAUGUCUAAGGUUAUUAGAAUUUUAAGUGGACGAGACUUCCGUCAUAAAGAUGACGACCAAGUGACUCGAUUGGCCUUUAGCAAGUUUUCUACGAAAAGAGGUUAUUAGUGGAGUUGAACAACUACUUUCUCCAUCACAUGCAAAUUUUGCAAAAUGCAAUUUAUGUACUGACUUUAGUUGCCUA